Hemiscyllium ocellatum (epaulette shark) is the source of this 729-nucleotide messenger RNA. Its product is annotated as epidermal growth factor receptor kinase substrate 8-like. The transcript is spliced from 8 exons. Gene Ontology annotation, biological process: positive regulation of ruffle assembly; regulation of Rho protein signal transduction; Rho protein signal transduction. The record is from RefSeq and is a predicted model, not a curated record. Gene Ontology annotation, cellular component: ruffle membrane; vesicle; plasma membrane. NCBI's taxonomy places the organism in Eukaryota, Metazoa, Chordata, Chondrichthyes, Orectolobiformes, Hemiscylliidae. Gene Ontology annotation, molecular function: actin binding. Bases 1 to 729 code for a protein of 242 amino acids.
AUGACUUCAAAUGAGCAGGAGUUCUGGCCAUUGAUUUGCUCCUCCUCUCACCCAGGGAUGCAGGAAAUCCUUAACCAUGUCUUAGAAGAUAUUGAGCUGUUUAACAGUAAGCUUAUUCAAGCUGUUAGCUCCAAAUCUCAGAAAGAGAAGAAGAAAAAAAAGAAAUCAAAAAAGCAGAAAGAAGCACUCCCCCCUGAGGAAGAUUAUGUGGACUGCCUGCAGAAAAUAAAAUACGCCUUAAAUAUGAUUAGCCACCUAGAUGCCCAUCUCCAGAAUCCAAGUGCUAAUGAUCUGGUUCACGUUUUGUUCAAGAUUCUUGAUUUUAUCCUGAACAAUCUCCCAAAGCCUGACCUAGCGCAAAAUGUGGUUCUACCUUUCCUGAUCCCAAGUGCCAUAUAUCUCCUCAGCUCAACCACGAGUGUGGAAGAACAGGUCAUCUGGAAGUCUUUAGGAGAUGCAUGGAGCACGCCCAGGUCAGAUUGGCCAGGCGGUGAGAAAUUUCCAAGUUAUGUCCCCAAAUUCUCUAGUGGUUGGGAAAUGCCAGCCCUGGAACCGUUAAGAUCUCCAACACCCAAUCAGAGAGAACAGAUGGAAGAUCCACAUGGUGGACCCUUUGAUAGGCCACAGAAGGAUCAACAAUUUGCAAAAGCAAUGUACGAUUUCAUGAAAAGAAAAAACAGAGAACUCACAGUCAUGAAAGGUGAUGUUCUUGAGGUGAGGAAAGUGUAA